Molecule: messenger RNA, 2493 nt
Organism: Daktulosphaira vitifoliae (grape phylloxera)
Lineage: Eukaryota; Metazoa; Arthropoda; Insecta; Hemiptera; Phylloxeridae
Gene: ncm
Product: pre-mRNA-splicing factor CWC22 homolog
Exons: 12
Coding region: 124-2394 (756 amino acids)
Biological process (GO): mRNA splicing, via spliceosome
Cellular component (GO): catalytic step 2 spliceosome
Molecular function (GO): protein binding; RNA binding
Source: RefSeq, a predicted model, not a curated record
AGUUAGAACAUAGAUAAGAAAACACUUCUGUAUGCUUUACAGCAUUUAUGUUAAUUGCAUGAGAUAAGUUAGUCGUUUGUAAACAAACUGUUAUUUUCACUUUAAUAAAGUAAAUUAAUUAGAAUGUCUAGUAAAGUAAUUAAAAUUGAGAAAAGAAAAGAAAGAAGGAGUGACGAUGAAGAUGAACCUAAAAAGUAUAGGAAAAAAGAAAGUGGAAACCGUCGUUCAAGAGAUAGAUCUAGUGAUAGAUAUCAUAGGAGUAAAUAUGAUGAUGCAAAAAUCGGCGAUCCGUAUUAUUCGGGUGGUGGUGUGUCAACUAGAGAUAGAGAUCGUUACCAUCGUAGACAUAGAAGUAGAGAUCGUCAUGAAAAAGAAAAUAGAUCAAAAAAUGAUAACAAUGAAAAUAAAGAGAAAAUUGGGGCAUCAUAUUAUUCCGGUAAGAUAGUUGAUGAAAAUCUAAGCGAAGGUGAGAUUAAAAAUAGUGAUGAAAAAAUUGGGAAGAGAUACUAUUCCAGAAAAACUCCCGAUGUUCAAAGAGAAAAUAGUGAAAGUUAUUGGAAUAAAUAUGGCAAAAAAGAUGAAAAUAAAGAAAUAAUUCCUCAGAGUCAAAAAAAAACUGUUGACUUGUUAACUUCUAAAACUGGAGGUGCAUAUAUUCCACCAGCAAAACUUAGGUUGAUGCAAGAAAGUAUUACUGAUAAGUCAAGUGCUGCGUACCAAAGAAUAGCUUGGGAAGCAUUAAAGAAAUCAAUCCAUGGUUUAACAAACAAAAUAAAUGUGGAUAAUAUUGGUAAAGUCACACGAGAUUUAUUACGCGAGAAUGUUGUACGUGGUCGUGGUUUAUUAUGCAGAUCUAUCAUGCAAGCACAAUUAGCUUCUACAACUUAUACUCAUGUAUAUGCUGCUCUGGUUGCUAUAAUAAAUACAAAGUUUCCAAAUAUUGGUGAAUUACUUUUGACUAGAUGUAUUAUACAAUUUAAAAGAUCAUUUCGAAGGAAUGAAAAGUUGCCUUGCAUUGCUUCUGUUACAUUUAUAGCUCAUUUAAUAAAUCAAGCUGUGGCCCACGAAAUUUUAGCAUUGGAAUUAUUAACAUUAUUUGUUGAGUCACCUACAGAAGAUUCUAUAGAAGUAGCUGUUGCUUUUUUGAAAGAAUGUGGUCAAAAAUUAAGUCAAGUCAGCAAAAAAGGCAUAAGUGCUAUUUUUGAUAUGUUACGUAAUAUAUUACAUGAUGGAAAACUAGAUAAAAGAGUACAAUAUAUGAUUGAAGUAAUGUUUCAAAUACGAAAAGAUGGGUUCAAAGAUCAUCCAGCUAUAAUUGAGCAACUUGAUUUAGUACCUGAAGAAGAUCAGUACACUCAUUUGUUAACAUUAGAUGCUGCUAAAGACACUCAAGAUAUUUUAAAUGUCUACAAGUUUGAUCCAGAUUAUGAGGCUAAUGAGGAGCGAUAUAAAUCAUUAAGAACAGAAAUAUUAGGAUCUGAUGAUGAGAAUGAAAGUGGUUCUGAUGCUGAUGAAGAGAACGAUGAAGAAAGUGAUGAUGAAGAUGGUGAUGAAGAUAAAGAAAAAAAUGACAAAGUUAUUAUUGAUAACACUGAAACCAACAUGAUUGCUUUGAGAAAAACUAUAUAUUUGACUAUACAUUCAUCAUUGGACUAUGAAGAAUGUGCCCAUAAACUUAUGAAAAUGCAAUUGAAGCCUGGGCAAGAGAUGGAAAUGUGUCACAUGUUUUUGGAUUGUUGUGGUGAACAAAGAACUUAUGAAAAAUUUUUUGGACUUUUGGCACAAAGAUUUUGUCAAAUCAAUAAUAUGUUUAUUGAACCACUGGAAAAAAUUUUUAUUGAUAGUUAUGCCACUGUACAUCGAUUAGAAACAAAUAAAUUGCGUAAUGUGGCACGAUUUUUUGCACAUUUAUUAUUUACUGAUUCAAUAUCUUGGUCUGUUUUGUCUACAAUACAUCUUAAUGAAGAUGAAACAACAUCAUCUAGUAGAAUUUACAUCAAAAUAUUAUUUCAAGAAUUAGCUGAGCAUAUGGGACUUAAUAAACUUAAUGCUAGAAUACAAGAUAAAGAAUUGCAACAAGCAUUUGAGGGGAUUUUUCCAAGGAAUAAUCCUAAGCAUACUAGAUUCUCAAUUAAUUUUUUCACUUCAAUAGGUUUAGGAGGUCUGACUGAUGAAUUAAGAGACUUUCUUAAAACUCAACCAAAACAACUGCCAGCCGUUGCCAAAGUUGUUGAUGCAUUGUCAGAAACUAGUGAUAGUUCUAGCAGUAGUAGUAGUAGUAGUAGCAGUAGCUCUAGUAGUAGUAGCAGCUCUAGCAGCAGUGAAAGUUCAAGUUCUAAUAAUAGUUCCAAAAAAAACAAGAAAAAGAUAACAAAAAAAAGCACUAAAAAAUGAAAGAAAGAUUAGAUUAAAAUACUGAAUGUGUAUAUAAAAUGAAAUACAAUAUGAAACCAACCUUAAUAUUUUAAUAAAUGAUUUAUUUUGUACUAUAAA